Aspergillus campestris IBT 28561 is the source of this 1302-nucleotide messenger RNA. RefSeq names its product NAD(P)/FAD-dependent oxidoreductase. Gene Ontology annotation, cellular component: cytoplasm; late endosome. Gene Ontology annotation, biological process: retrograde transport, endosome to Golgi. The coding region runs from base 1 to 1302 and encodes 433 amino acids. Gene Ontology annotation, molecular function: oxidoreductase activity. The transcript has 2 exons. The record is from RefSeq and is a predicted model, not a curated record. Lineage: Eukaryota; Fungi; Ascomycota; Eurotiomycetes; Eurotiales; Aspergillaceae.
AUGCCUACCGUCAUCUUGGGAGGCGGCAUCAUGGGCGCCUCCACCGCCUUCUACCUGAGCCAAACGCAGCCCACCGAGGAGAUCCACAUUGUUGAGUCCGCUGCGCAGCUGUUCAGCGCUGCAUCCGGCUACGGAGCCGGUUUCCUAGCCAGGGACUGGUUUGCCCCCGCUUUGGCGCCCCUCGGGGCUUUGUCGUUCGACCUUCAUGAGUCGCUGGCUGCGGAGUAUGGUGGCGCGAGGCAGUGGGGGUACAUGAAGGGGACGGCGAUGAGUCUGGCAUCUAGCGACGCGAGCAAGAAAGGCGGCGCUCGGGGUGACGACUGGCUGCGCGCUGGGACGAGUCGGGCUGAGACGUCGGCUGGGUCGACCGGACCGGUGCGCAUUGAGCAGCCGGGAUGGUUGACGAAGCAGCAGGGUAUGGUGGCGGAGAAGAUCAGCGAUGAGGGGACCGUUGCUCAGGUUGAUCCUUUGCGACUGUGCCGGUUUCUGCUGGCUGCGGCGACGGCGCGCGGAGCGAAACUCCACCAGCCGGCCAAGGCUACCUCUGUGAUUACGGAAAAUGGCACCAUUAGUGGUAUCAGGAUCGCUGGCCUUGAAUCGCAGACCGAGUAUACCAUCCCCUGCACCAACCUGGUUGUUUGCGCUGGGUCGUGGACGCCGCGUGUGUUCGAAGAAUUGUUCCCCUCCUCUCGCGUCUCUAUUUCGAUCAACCCUCUCGCAGGAUACUCGCUUGUUGUUCGCUCCCCCCGUUACAACCUGGAACACGAGCGGAAGCUACACGGCGGCCGCAGCCACGCCGUGUUCACCACCCACCCCGAGACCUGUGGCUUCAGCCCGGAGAUGUUCUCGCGAGAGGGCGGAGAGAUCUACAUCGCUGGGUUGAACAGCACCCAGAUCCCGCUGCCUGAGCGGGCAGAGGGCACGGCAGAAUACUUUGACCCGAAGGAGAUGGAGCGGCUGAAGAAGGUCGCAGUCCGUCUGAUGGGCAAGUUGGCGCAGGGUAGCGAUGCCGCUGAUGACCAGACGCCGACCAUCAACGACCUGGAGGUUAUCCGCGAGGGGUUGUGUUUCCGCCCCGCCGCCGCACGAGGCGUCCCUAUCGUUGCCCGCGUCGAGGACCGCCUGCUGGGCGGAGUGAAGACUGGGCCGCAGGGCGGCGUCUUCAUCGCCACGGGUCAUGGCCCGUGGGGUAUCUCGCUGUCUUUGGGAACCGGCAAAGUGGUGGCUGAUAUGGUCGCGGGAGCUCAGCCGACUGCGGACCUGCGGGGGCUGAAUGUGGAGAGUGAGCUUUCGCGACUAUGA